CGUCCCCUCCCCCACCCCCAAACCCUUCCCCGAUGGCCGCCGCCGCCGCCGCUCUCCGCCGGGCCCUCGCGCCGGCACCGGCGCUCCUCCUCCGCCGCCAGGCCCUCGUGCGCCUCCUCUCCACGCAGGCCCAGUCCUCCACCGCCCCCACCAUCAGCCCCGCCGAGCUCGUCCGCAUCAAGAACUCCAUCCGCAGCGCCGCCACGCCGCCCGACGAGCUCGCCGCCCUCUUCCUGAAAGGCAUCCCGCACCCGCCCUUCCUCGGCGACCGCUCCAUCUUCUCCCUCGCCGUCUCCCGCCUCACCGCCGCCGCCCGCCCCGACCUCGUCUCCUCCGUGCUCUCCGCCUCCCUCACCGCCCUCCCGGCGCCGCACCCCUCCGAGGGCUUCCUCAUCCGCCUCAUCGCGCUCUACGCCGCCGCCGGCAUGCCCACCCACUCCCUCUCCACCUUCCGCCUCGUCGUGCCCCCCUCCGACCGCGCCCUCUCCGCCCUCCUCGGCGCCUACCACUACGCCGGCCAGCCCGCCCGCGCCAUCGAGGCCUUCCGCGACCUCCCAGCCGAGCUCUCCAUCACGCCGGGCGUCGUGUCCCACAACGUGCUCCUCAAGUGCAUGGUCGCCACGGGGGACGUCGCCGGCGCCCGCCAGGUGUUCGACGGAAUGCCCGACAAGGCCGGCGUGCAGCCGGACAUAGUCUCCUGCAACGAGAUGCUCAAGGGGUACCUCAAGACAGGUGACCAUGCCGCGUUCGACCUGCUGCUCAAGGAGGUCACUGGCGGCAAGAGGCGGCUCAAGCCCAACGUCACCACCUACAAGCUCCGAAUGUCCGCCCUCUGCGCCAAGGGCAGGAGCUUCAAGGCCGAGGAGCUGCUGGACGCCAUGGGCGCCAACCGCGUCCCACCUAACCGGGAGUGCUUCAACACUGUCAUCGGCGGGCUCUGCAAGGAGGGAGAGGUGGGCGCUGCGGUGGCGCUGUUCAAGAGGAUGCCGGAGGUGCCCAGACACAACGGGAAAGGUGUGUCGCCCAACUUCGAGACCUAUAUCAUGUUGAUCGAGGCGCUGGUCGAAAGCAACGCGUUUGUCCCUGCCCUGGAGUUGUGCAAGGAGUGCCUGGCCAAGAAGUGGGCGCCGCCGUUCCAGGCUGUCAAGGGUCUGAUCCAAGGGUUGGUGAAGAGCAGGAAGGUGAAGCAUGCCAAGGAGCUCGGCAUGGCGAUGAAGAAGGCCGCCAAGGGUGAUGCCAAGGAGGAGUGGGAGAAGGUUGAGGCGGACGCCUUCCAGCUCGCGCUCGCCGAGAUGAAAGCGUAACUCACCACCCGCUUGGGACAGUAUGUUGUCGCCUGUAAGCGGGUGAUAAGUUAUUGCUCUCUUCUUUCACUUGAAAUCUAUUAGAUGUUCGUGUUUCUUCAUGUGCUUGUGGCCGCUUGACUCUAGCAGUUCCUUUGGUUCAGGACACAAGAUAGAUCUUUUCUCAUAUAAGGUAUUUGCAUUUCAUACUACUGGGAGCUUUGUUGUCGCCUCCCCUGUAGGUGGGCAUUAAACUUCAGUUACCAGAUGCAGUUUGUACCACUUCUUUAUUAUCACAAUUCAUCUCUUGGUGCUUUA
Aegilops tauschii subsp. strangulata is the source of this 1601-nucleotide messenger RNA. RefSeq lists its product as uncharacterized. NCBI's taxonomy places the organism in Eukaryota, Viridiplantae, Streptophyta, Magnoliopsida, Poales, Poaceae. Gene Ontology annotation, molecular function: protein binding. The record is from RefSeq and is a predicted model, not a curated record.